AUGCAAGAUGUGCCUGGCUCGUUCCCACCUCCAGCAAGGACGCCAUCGACUUCGCGGAGCCACAACCAGAGCGACGACGAGGAAGAGGAGGAAGAGGUCACGUACCGAAGCUUGUCACAACUAGUGUACUCGAGAAGAGCCGAAUACGUUCGACCGAAACACGUGCGGAUCAAGGUCGGAACUUGGAAUGUGGCUUCAUUCAAAGGCACAGAAAAGGACGUCGGAGGAUGGUUCGUCGGAGGGAAGGGCCUGGCUGAAGGCUUGACUGGACUGAGGAUCGACGAUUCUUCGAAGACUGAGAAUGUCGAGAGCGUGAAUCUGCAAGAGGCGAGGUACGAGAGGAAACAUGAAACUCUACCUACUGGCGACACGGGCAUCUUGCCGAAGGGCGAUGAUGUGGGUCUUUACGUUCUGAGCUUGCAGGAAUUGGUGGACAUCACUUCUGUUGCAGAAGCUUUGAGGCCGUCUACGGAUCCUGCUGCUGCAAACAAGUUCAAGGAAGCAAUGAAUGCGGCGCUACCCGCAGGAUACCAAUUGGUUGCAGAGCAGCAACUCAUUGGACUGCUGCUUCUGGUGUAUGCUGCCCCGGACGUAGCCAAGGACGUCAAGUCUGUCAGCACCACAAGCGUUGGGACGGGAGUGAUGGGCUACAUGGGCAACAAGGGAGCUGUCACUGCGAGGAUUGUGCUUGGGGAGACUACGCGAUUGGUUUUCGUCAACUGUCAUCUUGCAGCUGGAGCAGACAAGGCAUCUCUGGAGCGGCGCAACUGGGACGCCUCUCAAAUCGUCAGCCGCACUCGCUUCGAACCGAUCAAGGAUGCUAUGGAUCUUGCUCAGACCACCGGCGAACAGAUUGGCGACGAAGACUUCGCUUUCUGGUGUGGAGACCUCAACUAUCGUCUGGAAGGUAUCCCUGGCGAUGAUGUCCGUCGACUUCUCAUGCUGCACACGAGAAACGAGUACGAUCUCAGCCAGAAAUCUGCUCGCAAGGUUGAGAAUGAGCUGCACAACGCUGCAGAAUCAGUCAGCAAGCGGGUGGCUGGUCAGACGUUGGAGGCGCCAGGAUCGUCCAAUACCUCAGCCAGAUCAAGCAUGGACAUCCGUCGAAGCUUCGAAAGCGGCCAAACAGAGAGCACCAAGGCUACCACGGCACUCGAGGCCGAGAUCGAUGCAAGUUCAGAUCCAACUUCUCUGCAGACUACCCUGUCGUCUCUUCUCCCACAUGACGAGCUUCACCAACAGAUGAAGUCUCGAAAGGCAUUCCAUGAUGGCUGGCGAGAAGGUCCAAUCACAUUCUUGCCAACUUACAAGUACGAUCCUGGAAGUGUUGGCGUCUUCGACUCUAGUGAGAAGAAGCGGGCGCCAUCCUGGUGCGAUCGCAUCCUGUAUCGCACUCGGAGGGACAAGGUGGCUUGGGAGGCAAAGAUUCGCGAGGAGGCCAACGCACGAAAGAAGGACGCCGAGCUCCAUGCGAGUGGCAUCGCCGAAGCUGCAAAUGAUGAUGAUUUACUUUACGACUAUGACCCAGACACGGAUGGUGCGGAUCUCGCGGACGAGUACGAUGAAUAUGACGAUGUCGAUGAAGGCGUGGUCAUUACGAAAGAAGGAUUCGAGGACGAGAUCGAGCAGGAAUACUACACUGCACACCAACGUGUACUCUCCAGCGACCACAAACCCCUGGACGCGAGUUUCAUGCUGAAGUACGACGCAGUAGUGCCGGAGCUCAAAGCGAAAGUCCAUGCCGAGGCAGCAAAAGAGCUCGACAAGGCUGAGAAUGAAGGCCGGCCAAACGUGACUGUCGUCGUUGACGAGCAUAACAAAACUCCCUCGAUUUCUGAGAGCGACGGGUACGAUGAGAAGUUCGAGGGGGUCUGGUUCGGCGAGAUCAGAUGGGCACAAAGCAAGCAUCGAUCCCUGACUAUCGCAAACACCAGUCGAGUGCCCGCGAGUUUCUCCUUCAUCGAGCGACCGGUCGCUGUCAACGAUGUGCCAGGCAUUGCGCCGAAAUGGCUAGGCCUGAAAAUCAACGAUCACGACGUUCCCAGCUCGUCCACUACCUCAGAACCGGUCACACUCGAACCAGGCGAGACGUGCGCCGUGGACUUGGAUUUACGCAUAAUGAGCAUUGACGACGUACGAACUUUGAACGAGAAGAAAGACGGACUGGAGGAGAUUCUUGUUUUGCGGGUGGAGAAUGGCCGGGACCACUUCAUUCCAUUACGAGCUAAAUGGCUUGACAGUACUCUGGGCAGACACAUUGACAAGCUAGUUCGCAUUCCCGAAGGCGGCAUCCGCAGACUGCAAGGCCAAAAGCCCGCCGACAAGGGAAAGGCCGCCAAAGCAAACGCACAUGGUGCCACUUCGCCUUCCUCGCGGCACAGUGAUGAAGAAGAACCUGUACGUUUCUCUGCUCCGCGCGAACUGUUCCGGCUGACGGAGGCGAUAGAAGAGUUGGGCGUCCGCGUUGUGGCCAUCUGGGCUAUGACGCAGCCAGACGCUCCAUGGGACGAGCAUCCUGCGUGGCCGUUUGACGAAGAGUGCUGGACCGAGCGUACCACUUCCCACUGGACCGAGGCUCUCAGUGAGGCUUGCAAUGCUGUGGACGAUGACAAGCCAAUCGAAGCGAUUCUCCCGGCGGACUUGCCGCGAAUCCAAAAGCUAUACGUUCUGUCCAGCUUUCUGCUUAUCUUCCUACGAAGUAUGACAGAUGGCAUUGUAACCGCAGCUCUUUGGUCCGAGGUCGAAGCCUACCUCGCUGAAGUUGACAAGUCGAAGAAGAAGCCGUCCAACGACGACCAGAGAACAGCAAUUCAGGAGAUUCUGUCUCAGAGUCCGAGCCACAACAUCUCCUUCAUCCUCAUCACGUCCAUGCUAGAGCGCAUGAUGCAAGAAAGAAUCUCGAACAGUCCGGAAAAGGACCUGACAUCGCCUAGUCCUGCAAGCAAAGCAGGAGGUACCUUGAAGCGCAUGGCGACACUCGGUCGCGCGGCACAGGCGCCACCAAAAGAGCUGGCCAGUCCAGCAUUGGCCAAGGUAUUCGCGGACGCCGUCGUCAGAGUCGACGCGCAUGGAGGCGAUAAGGCCAAGACGGCUCUCCAAAAGCGGAAGGCUGCAUUGAUAGAGAUCUUUUUGCAGAGGGAUGCGCCAUAG
Zymoseptoria tritici IPO323 is the source of this 3150-nucleotide messenger RNA. RefSeq names its product inositol polyphosphate 5-phosphatase. Gene Ontology annotation, molecular function: phosphatidylinositol-4,5-bisphosphate 5-phosphatase activity. Lineage: Eukaryota; Fungi; Ascomycota; Dothideomycetes; Mycosphaerellales; Mycosphaerellaceae. The record is from RefSeq and is a predicted model, not a curated record. The transcript is spliced from 3 exons. Gene Ontology annotation, biological process: phosphatidylinositol dephosphorylation. The coding region runs from base 1 to 3150 and encodes 1049 amino acids.